Messenger RNA from Sinocyclocheilus rhinocerous, 2067 nucleotides. Its product is annotated as T-box transcription factor TBX3-like. Gene Ontology annotation, cellular component: nucleus; chromatin. The transcript has 7 exons. Gene Ontology annotation, molecular function: RNA polymerase II cis-regulatory region sequence-specific DNA binding; DNA-binding transcription factor activity, RNA polymerase II-specific. The record is from RefSeq and is a predicted model, not a curated record. NCBI's taxonomy places the organism in Eukaryota, Metazoa, Chordata, Actinopteri, Cypriniformes, Cyprinidae. Bases 280 to 2040 code for a protein of 586 amino acids. Gene Ontology annotation, biological process: regulation of transcription by RNA polymerase II; cell fate specification; positive regulation of DNA-templated transcription.
GGUUCAUCAUCUGUGCGCACGAGACCCCAUAAAACAACCUUCACGGUCUCUGCAGUUGGGUUCUUCACUCAACAGGACAAAGCCAUGAAAGCAUGAAAAUGGAUGAAAAAGGCGAGAUGCAUUUUGACAAACUGCAACUUCUGACAUACUGAAACCAGCAUGAUUCCACAUAAGCUGAAGACUUCAGAGAGGAGUUAUUAGCUACCUACACUGUGAGGAUGAAGUGAUUAUUGAUGAUGACGUUAUGAAAUAACCCCACAAACAGCGCAAGUUGAGAGAAUGGCGUAUCACCACUUUAUACCGGCCAGUCCUACUGACCUCACUAUUAGUUCGAUGCUUGGACAGCAGUCCCAGUUUUUUCCUGUUGGAUACGCGAAACAGCUUGCGAACGUGCUCCAUAACUCGGUUCGUCUGGCGCUCAAAGACGCCGCGUCUCCAGCGCACCUCUCUGUGGAGACCAGAGACCCUGGACUUGCACCUGAGGAUGACCCCGUGGUUCACCUGGAAGUCAAGGAACGGUGGGGGCAGUUUCACAGAAGCGGCACGGAGAUGGUAAUAACAAAGUCUGGAAGGCGCAUGUUUCCAGCAUUCAAAGUGCGCUGCAGCGGCUUGGACAGGAAGGCGAGGUACAUGCUGCUGAUGGAUAUAGUCGCUGCUGAUGACUACAGAUAUAAGUUUCACAACUCUCGCUGGAUGGUGGCUGGAAAGGCCGAUCCAGAAAUGCCCAAACGAAUGUACAUCCACCCGGACAGUCCUGCUACCGGGGAGCAAUGGAUGUCCAAAGCUGUGACCUUUCAUAAGCUCAAACUGACGAACAAUAUAUCUGACAAACAUGGAUUUACCAUAUUAAACUCCAUGCACAAAUAUCAGCCGAGGUUUCAUAUCGUUCGAGCCAACGACAUCCUCAAACUUCCUUACAGCACAUUCAAAACCUACGUGUUUCCUGAGACAGAGUUUAUCGCUGUGACAGCAUACCAAAACGAAAAGAUAACUCAGCUGAAAAUCGAUAAUAACCCAUUUGCUAAAGGAUUCCGACAUACCGGAAAUGGGAGACGAGAGAAAAGGAAACAGAUGAUGCAUCAGAGGUGUGAUGUGGCACUGAAAAAAGCCAAUGUGUUCACAGACGACUCGUCUUUUGACCAAAGUUCAUCAAAUCCUUUAAUUCAAGAAACGAAUGUCCUUACAUCAACUUCAACAGAUACGAAUGAGAGUGACCUUGAUGGAUAUGGAGAUGAGAACGAAAGCAAUGAAGAUGGAAAGCAUUCAAUUUCUCAAGAUGAGCAAAAUUCCACAGAAAUCUCAACAAUGGUGCAAGAGUCCAAGGGCAUUUCAAAAGAUGAGAUACAAGGAGAAAGGAACAUGAGGGUCAACAGCAAAGAAAAGCAUAGUAAAGAGGGUACUGAACAUUUAACCUUGGAUAGAAAACAUGCUGAACAACACAAGUUUGCAGAUGGUGUGACUGACGUUUCUCAGAAGGCUUCGCUCACUCGGCACUAUUGCAUCCCCACUCCUGGCCUAAUUAAUUCUCUGUGUGUGCCGCCACAUGUCUUGUCAAAUUUAUGCCAGUUUAAUUAUGUUGGAACACUUCCGUUUUUGGCAUCUGAAACAACUGGUCCUUGGUUAUCUAGAAGGUCAAAUGAAGGGGAGGGUCAAGAUUACACCACUUCAGUCCCAUCCUCACAACAAAGAUUUAUUGGCAUGCAGCAGCACAGAACAACCUCUCAGGGUGUGCUUGUCUCAGCAUAUGGAAAUGUCUUAUCUUUUCCAAAGAGUUAUAUGGCCACAUCUGCUGCCACGUCCUCUGCUGUAUCAUGCCAGGUUCAAGGCCCACCCUUUUUCAGCGCUAGCCACCGAUCCCGAUGCAGACCCUACCCUUUGCCAAUGUGGGUGCAUGGCCGAAAAAUGCCACAAACCUCAGUUUUUGUACCAUAUGGUGAAACUGAUACAAAUGAGCAUGCUGGUAUUACAACUCCUGGAUCAGCAGCAGAGUAUAAAUCAAAACCUAAUGAGGAUCAAAACACACCGUGUCGGGAUCUCUAGAGAUGUCUCUACAGGAACAACAACAAA